AUGGCGCAACGACACGAACGUAGCAAAACCGUCUUGGAAGUAAAUGCUUCCGAUCUUAUGACAGCCGUUAACCUACGAACGAUGACCAAUUACGUUGACACUGAUGUGAUCAUGAUGGCCGAUGUUAUACAAAAGGUUCCUCGCGUAUCGAUACUUCGCCAAGCGGCGAAUAACGAACACUACUUGCGAGCUGGCGAAGUGCUCUAUUACUUUACCCAUAAACUGACGCUGACGACGGAUCUCAACGGUGUCAACCCAGAGUUUAGGCAUACAUUUGCAUUGGUGCGAUGUACCAGCGUGCCUGCUAUCAGAAUACAAGCUUCGAUGAGCGCAGAAUGCAUGUUUGGAGGAAUCCCUUUGAUGAAUCGGAUAGGGCGUGUAUUUUGCCGAUUCAGCGCAUCUAUUCUCCCGUGGCAAUUUCUACAUGGAUUUCGCAACCGGCAUGUACCUUCUGCUUGCGCGAAAAAGCAGAAGCGCCACCAUAGAGUCGGUCUAGAGGAGGACUCGGCUGUCAAUGCCGCUGAUAAUAAUGAAUCAGGCGACCUUAAAUUACUGACGUCGAUCGAAUUGGGUUCGGACAGGAGCGUAGAACACCAUCCCCGAAGAGAAGGCGUCUACAACCUUAUUGAAGAGAACGAUGCAAUCGGAGAAGAGGCGUCAAUUUCGCUUUCGGAUGAAGAUGAAGACCGUGACGUCGACAUUCGCUCCCCUUGGGCAUUAGGCGGCAUUCAUAUUGCUGCAGCAUGUGCGCAGUAUCGAGAAGACUGCCUUGCGAAAAGCAAUCCAGAAAACUAUCAGAUAUUAGUGUACUCAGGCGAUUAA
Radiomyces spectabilis is the source of this 822-nucleotide messenger RNA. RefSeq lists its product as uncharacterized. The coding region runs from base 1 to 822 and encodes 273 amino acids. The transcript has 5 exons. Lineage: Eukaryota; Fungi; Mucoromycota; Mucoromycetes; Mucorales; Radiomycetaceae. The record is from RefSeq and is a predicted model, not a curated record.